UUGCCGAGAUUUUAGUAAGCGACACGUUCUAAUUAUGCUCCUUAAACAAUAAACUAUUUAGAUAUGGAUAUCUUCUUUCUUCGUAAAAAUGCUUAGUUGGCACCACGUUGGCAAGCUCUCAAAUCGUGAACUGUAUAUUGUACUAGCGGCCCUUCUCGGCUUCGCUCAGAAUUUUCAUCUGCGAUACGAUGUCUUCGGAUUAUGGUAGCUGCUGUGUUGCAAUUUAAUGUUUGAUGACUAUACUAAAUAUUUUCCCGCGCAUUAUAAUAAUGCAGUUAUCCUAUACUACAUUCAUUAUUAUAGAAUGCGUGUUUGUACUUGUUUUCCGACGAAGUUUUUAUCAGUGCGUGCAGGAUUUUUUACUUUGAACAACACACACAACAAAAAGCCAGCCGCUUAAAUUCAGUCUGCGCGGAUUCGUCGUGUCGUUGUCGUAUUUGAGAAUCAUGGAGGGACCUAUUGUGGAAAUUGAGCAAGGGAAGCUGCAAGGAAAGAUUUGUGGCGGGUAUUCUUUAUUCAAAUCAAUUCCUUAUGCGAAGCCUCCUGUUGGCGAACUGAGGUUUUCGGCUCCAGUCCCACCGGAACCGUGGAGUGGUGUACGAGACGCUACGAAGGAUUGCGAUAUUUGUGCCCAAUUUGAUGCGGUUACCGGUUCUGUAGUUGGAAGCGAAGAUUGCCUAUACCUCAAUGUUACAACUCCCAAAUUGCCGCCAGGCGAUCUGCUUCCUGUGAUGUUUUAUAUUCACGGAGGGGGAUUUGUAUUUGGGAACGGUACUGAUGUAUCUGCUUUUGGAGCUGAAUACUUGAUUAAGAAGAACGUGGUCGUUGUCUCCAUAAAUUACCGAUUGGGUGUAUUUGGUUUUGUGUGCCUCGAUAGAAAAGAAGCUACUGGUAAUAUGGGAUUGCGUGAUCAAGUUCAAGCUCUUAAGUGGGUACAAAAUAAUAUUAGUAAAUUCGGUGGGGAUCCUGCAAACGUAACAAUAUUUGGCAUUAGCGCUGGUGGAGCAUCGGUUGAAUAUUUAAUGCUUUCUCCCAUGGCUAAAGGUUUAUUCCAAAAAGCUAUUGCUCAGUCAGGCUCUUCAUUGCUGCCUUGGUCUCUGAAUGACCAAGCGAGAGAACACACAAGAAAAAUACCAGCAGUAUUGGGACAAAUAAUUAACGAUGAUACAGAGUUACUAAAAUAUUUAAUGGAAUUGUCAACAAAAGAUUUGGCACAGGUUACGGUAAUGCUUAUGACACAAACAAAACAUCAAGGUGGCAUCUUUUUUGGUUUUGUACCAACUAUAGAAAAAACAGGUGAUUGGGAAGCAUUUUUGGAUAAAUCACCGUACACUAUAAUAAAAGAGGGUAAAUACAGUAAAGUUCCUUUUAUUUCUGGAUUCUGUACACGAGAAGGUCUCAUUAUGGAUGCCAUUCCAUUUAGUACACCUCUUAAAAAGCUAAUUAAUGACAAGAACUAUAUAGAAGUCAUAGAUGAAUAUUUCGGAAUUGAUAUUUCAAAAGCAAAUGAUAUUUCUCAAAAAUUUACAAGCCUGUAUGAGAAAGACAACGAAUUCAAUGAACCAGAUGGUUUUGCUAUUGACUUUUUCUCAGACGUCGAUUUUAUUGGUGGGAUAUACACGGCUGCUUCUUGGAUGGUGGAACACAAUCCAUCAAUCUAUUUAUAUGAAUUCGCUUAUGAUGGUAAUAUGAAUCACGUUAAAAUAAAAAUGAACAUUAAACGCAAAGGAGCAUGUCACGGAGAUGACGGUGGUUACUUGGUGAAGGCAGAUAUUUUGGAAUCUGCGAACAUUACCGAAACCGAUAAACUAGUGCGGGAGAGAAUGAUUGAGAUGUGGACUAAUUUCUCUAAAUAUGGCGUGCCUACAAAGGGUAAAAACGAGAUUAUUCCAACGAAUUGGGAGCCCAUGGGCAAAGAAAUGAAGUAUUUGGUAAUCGAUGAGACUCCCUCUAUGCAGCAGGAUCCGUAUCCGCAAAGAACUCAUUUCUUCAAGUCAUUAUAUGACACCUACUACAGCAAAAAACAUUAAACAUAAUAAAUAUUUUCAUCACAAAUAUAAUAAGUUCAAAAUGUAUGUUUGUAUAGUCAGUUUGUCUAAAUAUCAAUAUUAAUUAUGUAAUUUAUCAAUGUAAUGAUUAAAUUAAAUUACUAAACUGUAAAA
This is a messenger RNA of Plodia interpunctella (Indianmeal moth), 2162 nucleotides long. Its product is annotated as esterase E4. The transcript has 6 exons. The coding region runs from base 447 to 2030 and encodes 527 amino acids. The record is from RefSeq and is a predicted model, not a curated record. Gene Ontology annotation, molecular function: serine hydrolase activity. Lineage: Eukaryota; Metazoa; Arthropoda; Insecta; Lepidoptera; Pyralidae.